UGCACGCCUUGCACAGAUUUAUGUAAUGAAAUCGUCAGACUUCAUUUAACAAAGGACAGACGUAUGGGGUUUGAAAACGGUCGUACUAAACAGAUAGCAGGAUGCUGGGGUAUUGCAAAAGUAUUCAUGCCCAAAUGCUGCGAGGAUGUUGAAACUCCUGAAGAUACCGAUCCUUAUGCUUUAUUCCAUAUGAUUCUGAACUGUGGCUUGUUUCCGUUAACUCACCAGCACGUUGAAUCUGUCAUCAAGGCUCGAAAUGAUAUGAUGCAUUCAAGGACAAACACUCUCAGCGAUGGAGAUACCAGGACUUACAUAAAUGCAAUGAAAGACUUCUUACAGGAUGCGUCCUCAAAAGUUACCGGAAAUAACAGUUCUACAGUACGAGAUGCUUUGGAUAAAGCACGCCGCGAAAUAGAUGAGCUCUUACUGGGAGAGAUGAAUAUCGAUAUUCUUUCGAAAGAAGCAAAGAGGGCACUUAUAUUUAAAAAAGAUUAUAUCUCGAAAUCAGUAAGGGUGAUAACAAGCAGCGGAGGAAAUGCCCAAGAACUUAGAGAGUAUCUAGACAUUUUGGAGAAACUGGGAGGGGAGCUGCAAUUUUGGAAUAGACAUCCGUGGGAAAUAAGGAAGAUGAGUGAGUUGAAUGACAUUCGCAACCAGUUGGAGAUAGCAAACCAGGAAAAUGAGCAGCUCAAAGAGGAUCUCAAGAAAGCUCAAAUUGAUCUUAAAGAUGUUCAGCAGGCGAAUAUUGACAUUGCACAAUUUCAAAAGGAGCUUGAUGAGGUUCAAGUCAAGUUAAAUGAGGUGUCCAUGGAAAACCAAAUAAAAAAACCGAAUUAUCGAAUAUUCAAGAUGAGCUGAAUACGUCAAGAAACCAAAAGGAAAAAUUUCAAGAACAGCUUGAAGUUGUACGUGAACAUAUGACAGAAGUUGACAAAGAACAUUCAACAAUUAAAACAGAACUAAUGUCAGUGGAUAAAAACAUGAACAUAGCAAAAGAAGAAAAUAAAAGCAUGCACGAUCAACUCAGCGUUAUCCAAGAUCACAUAAUUGAUGUAAAAGGAGGGAACAAAAAAAUCAAUAACAAGAUAGACAAGGUUAACGAAGAACUCAGUAUCGCAAAGGAUCAAAGUGAAAAGUUUCACGAAGACCUAGAUGAUAUCCGUAAAAAGGUUGAAAACUUAGAGGUUCACCAAAGUGACGAAGAAAAGCAAACAGAAGAUGACAUGCAAAACGGCAAAGUAAUUACACGAAACGAAAAAAAUGGGUUUGAAAAAACUGCUCCGGAACAAGUGUCAAACAUUCAAGAACGUGACAACAGUGAUAACAUAUCCGAGGAGUUAAUUGCAGGUAAGACGGAUCAACUGACGACUGAUCAUGAAGUUACUAUGGUUGGCAAAGAAGAAGCCGUUGAUGAACAGAUCAACGAAGAACAGGGUAAUACCCAUAACGACACAGAAGUUUAGGAAGAUGAUAAACUACAAGACAGUGGACAGUAAAUUUUACCCUGAGGUGGCACGGUUGUGGCAAGCAAUGGUGAAUUUAACGAAUAUUUGUCCUAAGUUCGCUAGAAAUAUCCAUGUAGUGCCGUUGUAUAUAGUUUUAUGAUACAAAAAAAUGUACAUGAAAAUACGUUAUAUAUUAAUACCUACAAGGACGUUUGUAUGUAUAUAUGUGCAGUUUUACAUUGUGUGUGCUGUCUUUGUAUUUUGUUUUGUUUUUUGACUCUACACUAUCAAACGUGGAGUUCGGCCAUAUUGCGAGAGAGUUUUAUUUUUAUAAAUUCUACGUGUCAUCCUGUGUGAAAUACAUGCCGCAUGUAUUAAAGAAGUGUCUUAUCAUAUGAAGUUAUUAAACGAGUUGUAUAAAAUAAUAAAAUGAGAGGCUCUGCCAAGCAUUUUAUCAAGUAUGUUCGAUUCGUUUAUUAAUUUAAAUGUGGAAUGACACAAAUGUAAUAUUCUUGUUAUCGCAUGUAAGCUUUUCCUGCUGAACCAUCAAAAUUUCUACUUUCUUUAUCUAUUAUAGACCAAGUAAAUUCAACGAACGUCUCCUUUGCUUAGAAGGACGUCAACGCCAAGGCUUUAAUACACUAGACAGUGUAAUACCAAAUUUAUGUAAUGACUUUAUUUCACGCCCACGACAUCAAACAUGUGAUAAAUACUAGUAUAAUAGACGAAAACUAGUAAAUAAAGCCAUUUCUUUUUCCAAUAUAGGGAGCCUCCGUGGCCGAGUGGUUAAGGUCGCUGAUUUCAAAUUGUGGGUUCAAGCUUCACUCGGAUCGUUGAGUUCUUCAUGUGAGGCAGCCAUCCAUCUGGCUUACGGAAGGUCGGUGCUUCUACCCAUGUACCCGCUCGUUAUGAAAUAAUGCACGGAUGGGCACCUUGGGUUCUCCUUCACCAUUAAAGCUGGAAAGUCGCCAUAUCACCUAUAAUUGUGUCGGUGCGACGUUAAACCCAACAAAAUAAAUAAAUAAAAUUUCCAGUAUAAUAUAACAUAAUAUAAUAUAACUGACUAGUGGAUUUGAAUCAAGUUCUGCCAGGCAAAACUUUUUUUAACCUUAAUAGGCUUUAUAUCAUUUUGAUAACUGACUAGUGGAUUUGAAUCAAGUUCUGCUGGAAUUGAAUCUAGUUCUGCCGGGCAAAAUUCUUUGUAAAAUUAUCGUCUAUUACCUGGCAAAAUGUAUCAUAAAAUGAUAAUCUUUUAGACUGUAGCACAUAACGAAUCUGAAAAAAGUUCUGACAGGCAGAACUUUUAAAAUCUUAUUUCUAUAUUCAUUAUAUAGAGAACUUUUCAACAUUUUUAGGCUUUACAUUAUCACAAACUACUGGCUUGUAGUGUAUAAUGUAUUUUAAAAAGUUUUGUCAGGCAGACCUUUUUAAAACUCAUUGACAUACCCAUUAUAUCUUUAUUCUUAUUUUAAAAGGCUUCAGUUGAGUCAGAUAAAGUUCUGCCAGGCAGAACUUUUUGAACCUUAUUUAUAUUUCAGUUAUAGGAUUUUUAUAAUUUUGAUAAAAGACCCGAAAAAGUUCUGCCAGGCAGAACUUUUUACAACUCAUUGAUAGAUCCAUUAUAUCUCAUUUUAAAAUACUCUAGUUGUGUCAGAUAAAGUUCUGCCAGGCAGAACUUUUUACAACUCAUUGAUAGAUCCAUUAUAUCCUUAAUCUUACUUUAAAACACUCUAGUUGGGUAAGAUAAAGUUCUGUCAGCCAGAACUUUUUGAACCUUAUUCUUAUUUGAGUUACAGGCUUUUUAUGAUUUUAAUAAUAGACCUGGAAAAGUUCACAACUCAUUGUUAGCUCCAUUAUAUCUUAUUUUAUUUUAAAACACUCUAGUUGAGUAAGAUAAAGUUCUGCCAGGCAGAACUUUUUGAACCUUAUUCAUAUUUCAGUUAUAGGCUUUUAAUUAUUUUGAUAAUAAACCUGAAAAAGUUCUGCCAGGCAGAACUUUUUUAAAACUCAUUGAUAUAUCCAUUGUAUCUCAUUUUGAAACACUCUAGUUAAGUCAGAUAAAGUUCUGUCAGGCAGAACGUUUUGAACCUUAUUCAUAUUUCAAUUAAAGCCUUUUCAUAAUUUUGAUAACAGACAUAUCCAUUAUAUCCUUAAUCUUACUUUUAAACAGUGUAGUUGAGUAAGAUAAAGUUCUGGUAGGCAGCACUUUUUGAACCUUAUUCUUAUUUGAGUUACAGGCUUUUUAUGAUUUUAAUAAUAGACCUGGAAAAGUUCACAACUCAUUGUAAGCUCCAUUAUAUCUUAUUUUAAAACACUCUAGUUGAGUAAGAUAAAGUUCUGCCAGGCAGAACUUUUUGAGCUUUAUUUAUAUUUCAGUUAUAGGAUUUUAAUGAUUUUGAUAAUAGACCUGAAAAAGUUCUGCCGAGAGCAAAACGUUUUACAACUCAUUGAUAGAUCCAUUAUAUAUUUUAUUUUAAAACACUCUAGUUGAGUAAGAUAAAGUUCUGUCAGGCAGAACUUUUUGAACCUUAUUCAUAUUUCAAUUAAAGCCUUUUCAUAAUUUUGAUAACAGACAUAUCCAUUAUAUCCUUAAUCUUACUUUUAAACACUCUAGUUGAGUAAGAUAAAGUUCUGGUAGGCAGAACUUUUUGAACCUUAUUUAUAUUUCAGUUUUAGGCUUUUACUGAUUUUGAUAAUAAACCUGAAAAAGUUCUGCCGGGCAGAACUUUUUUUAAACUCAUUGAUAUAAUUUUAUCCAUUGUAUCCUUAAUCUUAUUUUAAAAGACUCGAGUUGAUUUAGAUAAAGUUCUGCCAGGCAGAACUUCAUAUUUCAGUUAAAUAUUCUAUAUAAUCUUGAAAUAUCUUUUGCUUGUGUAUAAUGCAUAAUGAACAUAAAAGUUCUGCCGAGCAGAACAAAAUGUAAAUAAAGUACGUGUA
Molecule: messenger RNA, 4382 nt
Organism: Mercenaria mercenaria
Lineage: Eukaryota; Metazoa; Mollusca; Bivalvia; Venerida; Veneridae
Exons: 3
Coding region: 64-858 (264 amino acids)
Source: RefSeq, a predicted model, not a curated record